Papaver somniferum (opium poppy) is the source of this 1257-nucleotide messenger RNA. Its product is annotated as trigger factor-like. The record is from RefSeq and is a predicted model, not a curated record. Bases 222 to 932 code for a protein of 236 amino acids. Lineage: Eukaryota; Viridiplantae; Streptophyta; Magnoliopsida; Ranunculales; Papaveraceae. The transcript has 8 exons. Gene Ontology annotation, molecular function: ribosome binding; protein folding chaperone; peptidyl-prolyl cis-trans isomerase activity. Gene Ontology annotation, biological process: 'de novo' cotranslational protein folding; protein transport; protein unfolding.
AUACAGAAAACAUCUUCAUUUUGGCCGAUAGCACAACCGGUCUUAGUAAUUUAUAGUAAACUAUUGAAAAAUUAAAAGGAAUCCCUUCAUCCGGACUGAGAAAUCAGUUGACUGCUGUACUGUACUCCCAGGAAAAGCUAAAUCCCCUGUUGUCCGCUUUCACUCCUCAGUAUUCAAGAACAGGAUUUUUCCACCCCAAAAAAAUACUGGUGCACUAAGAAAUGCUAUUUGCCUAUCAAUGCCUGGAAAAGAUCAGGUUCUGUAAAUUUCUCUGUUAUUUUCUUUUUGAUAAAAUGGCGUCUCUAUCAAUAUCUACAUUUUCUCCCAAAGUUCUUCUAUGUGGAAACGGCAAAGAAGUGAGUUCGUGGAAAGCUCGCAACCAUGUUUACUUCAGAAGAAGUGCAAGCGUUAGUAUUCACUAUCGAAAACAAGAGCAGUCUAGGGUAAAUCAAAGAUCUUCGCUUUGUGCAUUUGCUUUAUCUUCAGAAUCGGAAGAAGUAGGUAUUUCUACUACUUCAUUGGAUGGCAUCUCAGUUGCUGCUACCACUACUUCUGAGCCACUAGAGUUGAAGAUACGGAUAGAUGUUACUGGUGCGAAAACACAAGAAAUUUUUGACGACGUUUUUUCCAAAAUGGUUGCUGCUGCACAGCCCAUUCCAGGUUUUCGAAGAGUAAAAGGAGGAAAAACUCCAAAUAUACCUGAAGAUAUACUCGUGCAAGUCCUUGGGCCAGAAAAAGUUUACAAGAAUGUGAUCAAGAGAGUAAUAAACUCAAGCAUUGCCGAGUACGUAGAGAAGGAAGGUUUGAAGAUUACCAAGGAGCUUAGUGUUGAGCAGAACUAUGAAGAGCUUGAAGCAAAAUUUGAACCUGGUACAGAAUUCAGCUUUGAUGCAUUUAUUCAUCUUCAAGAAACAAAUAAAGAAAAAUGUUAACAUUUGAAGAAAAUAUUCCAUAAAGUCCUGAACGAGACUAAAACUGCUUAGCCCUCCCACAGACAGUGACGAGAAGCAUAAGGAUCGCACAUAGACCUGGAGGAACAAACUCAUAUCGACGGGCCUCUACCCUCUACUAUGUGUGGAGGGAACUAACAGAUAAAUCUUCAUGCGUCUAAUAUUUAUCUUUUACUAGAAUUUUUGUAUCACAUUAGCAGUGAACUAACAGUUUUUGAAGUUUUGACAUGCUUCCAUUUCCAUUGCUUAUUAAACUCUCAAAUAUAAUUGGGGAAAUGUUAGGUCACACACGAAUGUGUGGGUCCAA